AUGGCAAUGAACUGUCUCUCCCUCCUCCUAGACAGGGGCACUGCUGAAGGACAAUUUGGCUAUCACCAACACUGCAGAGACUCCAAGCUAACUCAUCUAUGCUUCGCAGAUGAUCUCCUUAUCUUCUGUGAUGGAUCGCUGCAAUCGGUAACAAAUGUUUUGAGGAUCUUGAAGCAAAUUGCUGAGGUUUCAGGUCUAACGGUUACCAUAUGCCUAACUGAACCUGAAAUCAACAACAUCUCAUCAGCAACGGGGUUGGUUCAUGCCUUGCUACCGAUAAGAUAUCUAGGGGUGCCCCUGCAAGUGAAAAAGAAAAUUAAUAGUUGGAGUGCACGCUCUUUAUCCUUUGCUGGUCGAUUACUUCUCAUCAACACAGUUAUUGCAAGGAUCUCAAAUUUCUGGUGUUCCACCUUCACGAUCCCAAAGAAAUGCAUCAAAAUUACAAACUCGUUAUGUGGAGCAUACCUGUGGAGAGGAACCACUGAGGAGCACCAUUUUGCUCGAGUAUCUUGGGAUACAGUCACUCUAUCGAAAGAGGAAGGAAGACUCGGGAUCAGAGACCUCAACUAUUGGAAUAAGGCAUGCACUCUCAAGCUGUUGUGGCUAUUGUUCUUCAGAUCAGGCUCCAUCUGGGUCGCUUGGUUCACUAAGACGAUCCUAAGCGACUACAAAAGCAAUUUAUGGACUAUAAAGGAGAAGCAGAGCCAUUCCUUUGCAAUUAAGAAACUAUUGAGAGUGAGAGAUCUAGCUUACCCCUGGAUAAAGAUCAAGAUAGGCGACGGGCGUUCGGUAGAAAUUCAUGCCCUCUUAACAACCAUCACUCUCAACACUGAUGAGGACAGGUAUGAAUGGUGUCCCAACGGCUCAACUACCUCAGUCUUCUCCACCGGUGCGAUAUACCGACUCAUAAAGCAACACCAACCUCUGGUCCCUUGGAAUAAAGUGGUCUGGAACCCGAGAAGAAUCCCUAAGCAUAGCUUCCUCACUUGGCUAGUAGUUCUGAACAGAUGCCCCACUAAAGAUAGAAUCCUAUCUUGGGGCCUCCAAACUACCCUUAUAUGCACCCUUUGCAACCUGGCGGAUGAGACAAGAGAUCACUUGUUCUUCGACUGCGUUUUCUCAUCAGUGAUCUGGGAGACACUAGCACGGAAAGCUCGAUGUAGACCAAUCAGCACUUGGCACCAACUCCUUCAGUACUUGCAACAACGAUCAUGCCCAAAACCUGAGCGAAUACUUGGUCUCUUAGCAUGA
This is a messenger RNA of Brassica napus (rape), 1251 nucleotides long. RefSeq lists its product as uncharacterized. Bases 1 to 1251 code for a protein of 416 amino acids. The record is from RefSeq and is a predicted model, not a curated record. NCBI's taxonomy places the organism in Eukaryota, Viridiplantae, Streptophyta, Magnoliopsida, Brassicales, Brassicaceae. The transcript is spliced from 3 exons.